UGAUCCAGAAACGCAUUCUCGUUAUUUGUGUCGAUUAUUUCCGCAUCUUACCUGGAUAGACCAUUAUUUCUAUCGGCGUGACAUCCAUGGAGCUUGGGCCUAUUUAUGGAAUACGUCGAAAUUGUCUCGUCAAAUGACUGCCUAUAUCAUGCAAUUGACGUUUUCAAGAUUCGUUGCUCCCGUUCUCCGCCCGCCGGCUAGUGCUAAACAUCGAGGCUAUAGAAUAUCUGGAGUAGAGGCUAGUCGCCACCAUCCUUUCAAAUGCAGGAACAGGAAGUCCCAACGAGUCAAUCACGUUGGGAAGUGCCGGUCAGUUGAUGCCAGAUGGAACAACAUAUGACUGCGAUCAGACGCUGCCACAGUUUAGCGUCAGGCCAUCCUGCGGACUGCUUGACAGUUUCUAGUCGCAGAGUCGGUAUAAGCCAAGUAUUGUUCGCAAUUCACACCGGCGAGCGUCCUGCAGACCCCCACUCGCGCGUGCUUCCAAGAGACGAUUGGCAGCGUCGACAUCAUGGCUACUUGCCCUUGCCUCUCACGGUCGGAGUCCGCCACGCCGAUCCGAAGAUCUCUGACGUGGGGGUCCUUAGUCAUAGACUAGGGGCCGCCGAAUCAACGGGCCCGAAAAGUGCAGGAAAAUGUGUGCGUUGCCUGGCCAGAAAUUGGGAAUUCCGGGGAGGAAGGUUCUGGGAAAGUGGGAAAGGAAUUGAAUCUGGGAUCCCCGCAUUAUGCGCCAGAAUUAGGUCAUGGCCGUUGUCGAGACGAAACGCCGGGGUGAACACACGGGGGGAAAUGAGAUCACGAAAGGAGGGACCGGGAGUCUAAGGAACCUAGAAGAAGAACAGACGCGGAAAAGCCGUGAAGAUGACCAGUAUACUCGGUAUUAUUAUCCUG
Aspergillus steynii IBT 23096 is the source of this 891-nucleotide messenger RNA. RefSeq lists its product as uncharacterized. The record is from RefSeq and is a predicted model, not a curated record. NCBI's taxonomy places the organism in Eukaryota, Fungi, Ascomycota, Eurotiomycetes, Eurotiales, Aspergillaceae. The transcript is spliced from 2 exons. The coding region runs from base 325 to 822 and encodes 165 amino acids.